This is a messenger RNA of Oldenlandia corymbosa var. corymbosa, 2034 nucleotides long. NCBI's taxonomy places the organism in Eukaryota, Viridiplantae, Streptophyta, Magnoliopsida, Gentianales, Rubiaceae. The record is from the annotation of a GenBank genome assembly.
AUGGCUGAUAUUGGUGCCGGCACUAGUGGUGGUAGAACAGUUGAAGAAAAUGAAGAUAGAGAAGAAGAUGAAGAUGGCGGGGGUGUCGAAACCAGUGACGAUGGGUACGUCCCAUCAGAUGAGGACUCAGAUGAUGACACUGAUUUUGAUUCAUCUUCUUCAGUACCAUAUAUUUUCGAUGACAUCAAUGGAUGGGACAAGACUUUAGAGGAAGAAGAUUCUGAUGGGAUAAAAAUGUGGGACAGCAAUGCGAUGACGGUUGACCUUGAUGUACAUUUCACCAACAAGCUUGAGGCACAGGCGGCAGUGGGAGAAUGGAACUUGAGACAUGGUCGGACUUUCCGGGUGAAUACUAGCUCUAAAGGAACAUGGUAUGUCGAAUGCGAGACCUGUGGGCCCAAAUAUCCGAAAGAGCGUCUUCACGACUAUGAUUGCCUGUGGAAGGCGCAAGUUUCGCUACAGAAGGCCACCGAUACUUGGAAAAUGGUGGUAUGGUCCGAUUCCCACAACUGUCUUGGGACAAACAAGAGAAACGAGUCCCGAAACGUGACGUCUUCUAUGAUUACUAGACUGGUUGCCCAAAAUGUGCGAAAACAUCCAGAUUUUACUGUUGCCCAAAUUCAAAUAGAAGUUUUCAAGAGAUUCGGGGUUGGUUGCCGGCGGGGAAGUCAGGGGGUUGAUGGACGUCCGGUUACAGGACAUCAUACCACGCCCGAAGAGAUAUGCUCGGAGUACAGUUGGGAUACUGGGUGGUCCCAUGAGAAAAAAGUUCAAGGUAUCACGCGGUUCAAUUUGGCCGCCUACCGGGAUCAGCUUGCAGUUCUCGCAGAGUCAGAUUUCCGGAUACCCGGCGACGGAUUGCUUCUGACCAGAGAUGAAAUUACUAGCCUGCUUAAGAGGAAGCCGUUUGGAAGAUCCGAUAGGAGUUGGACACAACAACUAGGCAUAUAUCUCCAGGUUUGGAAUGAUCGCCACAACAGACUUGUCGGGACUGAUGAUGAGUAUGUUGGCGAGCCUAUAGCAGAUUCGGAACAUCUCUUGUGGUACCAUCAGGUUACUGUAAAGUAUGUUACGGAUCCGACGGACUCUGAAAGCACGAGGGGUUUUCACGGCGCUACAGAGACCUUGCGCCUCAUGGCCACUUUGAUGGAGGACGUUCAUAGUCUUAGUAUUAUAGGCCAGCGUACUUUCGACAAGGAUUCCUUUGGUUAUGAUCGCUUAGGCAAGAUUGUCCAGGUUGCUGAGCGGGCGUUGUCCGUUAAUGCAACAAAUGUUGUACGUCACAAUCUCGAGAAGCAAGAUGAGGUUUAUGACAUUUUGAGUCAAGAACUUGGUCUUGUAGACCCGACCCAACAAUAUCCACCUCCCAAACCUCCGAGGCAUUCGCGCAGGUCUCAGCGUAGGCGUGGGAGGCAAGAGACAAUCACGCCCACUCAGCCACAUCAGUCCUCCCAGCAUCAGCAGUCUCAUAUCCCCUUCACUCAGUUUUCAUCCCAUCAGUCUCCACAUCAGUCUCCACACCAUUCUCUACAGCAUUCAUCCCAUCAUUCUCCACAUCAUUCUUUACACAGUUCAGUUUCGCCGACCCAACAGGUGUUUUACCGUCCCAUUAUGUCUCCCCAGCACCAGCAGUCCCAUUUUGCCUUCACUCAGUUUUCCUCCCAUCAGCCUUCUCAGCCUCAGUUUGGAGAUUCUUUUAUUGACCUUUAUGGGUUCCAGCAAAGUUCUCUAGAUGGCCAGUCGUUACAUUACACGAGUAACUUUCUUUCGAGUAUGUUCGAGGGUGUUGCGGGUCAGCAUCAGGCUGAUGACCCGGCUGGAGGUGAGUGUGAGAGUCAGGGUGAAGAUGAGGAUGAGGAUGCAGACCAACAGGAUCAGUUUGAGGGUCAGGGUUAUCAGCGCCAUGAGGAGCAGGGACCGAGUCAGAAUCUAGAGACUCCACCGUUGGUUUUGAGUAAAGGCCAGAGAGUGAGAAAGGAGCCCGAUAGAUUGACUUAUAGCCAUUUUCGUGCUAAAAAGUCCAAGAAGAAGUAG